Molecule: messenger RNA, 1047 nt
Organism: Penicillium oxalicum
Lineage: Eukaryota; Fungi; Ascomycota; Eurotiomycetes; Eurotiales; Aspergillaceae
Product: arylamine N-acetyltransferase family protein
Exons: 1
Coding region: 1-1047 (348 amino acids)
Molecular function (GO): acetyltransferase activity
Source: RefSeq, a predicted model, not a curated record
AUGUCAUCCAACACCAACCCCAUCGUGAUGACACAGCUCCCGCUCGACGAAGAAUCCCAACUACGCUACAGCAACGCCGAGUUGCACGAAUACUUCGACACCAUCAAGCUUCCGCAGCACUAUCGGGACUCGGUAGUGCUGACAGAUGCGGCGCAGGCACUCACCAUAGAAGAGGGACUACCUCUCCUCAAUGCCCUGACCCGACAUCACACCUGCAACGUCCCGUUCGAGAACCUCGUGCUGCAUUACAACACCCAGAAAAUUGUCACCCUCGAUCCAACCGCACUCUUUAACAAGAUCGUUCGUCGGCGACUGGGUGGUAGAUGCAUGGAAAACAACACGUUCUUCGCGACGGUGCUCCGAUCCCUCGGCUACGAGGUGCGCAAUUGUGGUGGUCGCGUGUCACGGGCUAUGAGUCCGUACCCAGACGUGCGGCGUAACCAGAGCAAGACCUACGAUGGGUGGAAUCAUAUGCUGAACUUGGUGUGGCUAGGAGAUGAAUGGUACGUCGUGGAUGUGGGCAUGGGCGCUAUGGGGCCGAAUCUUCCUUUUCCGCUGCGGGACGGAUUUGAGACGACGAGCAUCGCUCCACGAGUGAUUCGCAUCCAGCACCGAUCCAUUCAAGAGACCUUUGCAUCUCGCUCGGGUAGAGGACCGGAGCCGCCUAGGUUGUGGUGCUAUGAUGUCUGCUACAACCCUACCGACGAAGCGGGCCAGAAGUGGGUGCCUGUCUACUGUUUCACGGAGACGGAGCUUUUGCCUCAGGACUACGAGGUGAUGUCCUGGUUCACGUCGAGACAUCCAAAAUCCUUCUUCACUCAGGAGAUCAUGUGUACCAAGAUGCUCAUGGACGAGAAGAAAGAAGUCAUCGUGGGAAACCUGACCUUAUUCAAUGACACUUUGAGGGAGUCUGUCGGUGCGGAUCGAAAGGUGACCGCUCAAUGCAAGACAGAGCAGGAUCGCCUGCAGUUAUUGGAGGACAUUUUUAACAUAUGUCUGACGGAUGAGGAAAAGGGCUCGAUUGCAGAGGACCGGAGACUGGGGUAG